GAAAUUGUGGGUAGUGACACCGAUUGAAGGAGGAAUUAAUAUCAUCAAAAAUAAGAUUAAUGUUUUUGAUGUUAACGUACCAGCUAUUGCUUUAGUCUGUGCAACUGCAACCAUAACAUCCAUGGUCGAACCAGUCUCACACUGCUUAAGAGUCUCACCAAUACACCUUCAAACUUGGAGCAAGUGCAUACCCAACCUUGUCUCCCACAAGUGAGGAUCAACUAACGUCCUCACUCUAUAGGCAGCUUACAAAAGUUUCUGAAUCUCUUAUAACUAGUUGUUAGAUUGUUCUAUUCACGCAGUGUCAAGAUGACAUUCACAUCUCCAAAGCAAUGAAGAUGCUGCUAUUACCAACAACGUGCUGUGGUGGUACUUCAGCUUCGUUAGUGUUUGCAAUCUUCUUCACCUCCUCAAUAGUCCCCAUUCUUCAUAGAUAUAGUCAGAAUAGAAGCAAUCAAGUUGCCUCCGACGAAGAACGUCCAGCCAUCCUUUUAAGUUUGAAGAUAAUGAUGACAACAAGAUUAUAUAGAUUCAGUUUUUAUCAGUUGUACUUGUAUUUAUAUUUAAAAUAACCAAAAUACUUCUAUUAUAUUUGCGGAAAUAAAUAUUUGUUUUUUUUUUAACAACGAGAAAAAAUAUUUAAUUCGAAUUAUAAAAAUUAUAGUGUAAGAAAACUGAACCUGUUUUAUUUUUUUUUAGUUGGUUCUUAACUUUUAUGCAAAAAUAAGCCAAAUUUUAUUAUCUGGAUGAUUCAUCAAACACAUUUUAAACAAAAAAAAUGUUAAACUAAAAAUAGAAAGAAAAUUAAAUUGAGCGAAAAAGAAAGAAAGAAAGAUUCAAAAGACCGAUUAUCCAAUAAUGUAAAUGAAUAAAUUAUGCAAAAAAAAAUUAUAAAACAAUACAAAAAACUUUUCAGACCGUUUAAACUGAUGAUGCAUCCACAUGUUCCCAGACCAGACAGACCCACACAGACUUCCACUCUCUUAUCUCUCUCUCUCUCUCUGUAGUCCUCCAAUGGCGGACCACGACGAGGAAGAGACCCACCACCAUCAAAGACCACCGUAUAUCCCCAAAGAAACGGCCGUCCAAGCUCUAAACACCAUAAUCCAACUCCACUUCGAGAAAACCCUGGAGAAAAAACGAGCCAUUGACAACCAAAAGAAGAAGCUCCACAACCUCUUCACCCUCUUCUUCAUCUUCCUUGCCGUCGUCUUCGCUUCCCUCUCUCAACCCUCCAGCCGUCUCCAAUGCCGCCAUUGUUGGGCACCAAUAUGUUUCCUCUCUUUCUCUCACCUCAUCUUCUACAUCUCAGUGGCACAGACCCUACGUUGCAUCAACGGGUUCAAGUACCAGCGUCGCUGCCAUAAGCUAACUCUCGGCCUCGCCACGGAGAAGCUUCGCUUCGUGAAGACAGUGGCAGCUACCGCUGUUGGUGAGGAGGAGAUCUCAGCCGCCGCUGCUGCGGGGGAUCUGGAAGUGCCGUAUCAAGAGCCGUCGGAGAGUUAUUUGGGGAAGUUUAAGAGGAAUUGGGCUCUUUAUUUUGGGUUCUUGAUCCUUCUCUAUGCUUUCUUGGUUUCUUUCUCUGUUGUAGUCCUCUGUUUCUGAUCUAAACUCAAAGGGCAUUUUAGGUAAUUCUUUGAUUUUAGAAAAUUCCUUUUUGUUUCGUAUCACUAAUCAGAAUUACAUAACAAAAAGGUCGAUUCCACUUUGGAUUA
Molecule: messenger RNA, 1715 nt
Organism: Brassica napus (rape)
Lineage: Eukaryota; Viridiplantae; Streptophyta; Magnoliopsida; Brassicales; Brassicaceae
Exons: 1
Coding region: 943-1605 (220 amino acids)
Source: RefSeq, a predicted model, not a curated record